UGUUCAUAGUUAUGAAGCUAUGUAGCUUGUAUGUUCUUGUAUUAUAUUUUUACUGUACACAUUAAAUUGUUACAUUUGCUCUGGUCAUUACAUUUAACUUGAGCUAUAAUCGAUUUGUCUGGCCACAUACUAUAAAAGUAGCAUUUACGGACGCGACUGCUCUCCAGUAGGCACAACCAUGCAGAGAAUUGAAGUGGUAAGCUGCACUACUGACAAUUUUCUUUCACUACAGCUCUUAUCCUUGCAGAUGACUUUGCUGCUGCUGGCAUUGGUUUGCCAAUGUAGAGCCAAGGCUGAAGAGCUGAAAGCCCCCAUACCCGAUGACGAUGAAAGUCUUUCAGAUGCUAGACCAAAAGGUGCAGUGCAGCAUGCAGAAGAAAGGGCAACAGAAGCAAGCAAGCUUGUUAAAGGAAAAGGUCCUGCAGAAAGAGAUGCAACUGCAGUUCAAAAGGAUGAUAAACCAACAACAGCUGCUAAUGCUGCCGAAGGAAAAACAGGCGCAGAGCAUCAUGCAGAAGAAGGCACAACAGAAGGAACAAAGCUUGUUAUGGAAAGAGAUGCCACAGAAGAUGCAACUGCUCAACACGAUGUUCAACACGAUGAUGAAGCAACAGCAGCAGCAAGUCCCGCCGAAGGAGAAACAACAGCAGCAGCAGCAAGUCCCGCCGAAGGAGAAACAGCAAGUCCUGCUGAAGGAGAAACAACAGCAGCAGCAAGUCCUGCUGAAGGAGAAACAACAGCAGCAGCAAGUCCUGCCGAAGGAGAAACUACUGCAAACACAACGGCUGCCGAAGGUGAAACAACAGCAGCUCCUGCAGAAGGAGCCACAGAAGAAUCAGCAACUGGUGCAGAUGGCGCAGACGGAGUAACAAAUACAACUGAGCCUGUUGCUGGAGAAGACGAACAGUCCGGAAGCACAGAUGUUACUACUCCAGCUGAUAAAGCUGCAACUGAUUCAGAUGAUGAUGGCACAAAGUCCACAAAGAUGAGAGAUCUGCUAACCUACCAGCCGUCCUACGAGGUUGAUAAUGCUGGUUUCCCCUUUGAGAGUCCAAAUAAAAUGAGUAAAUUGGGCUCACGCCAUGUCAAGGCGCACGAUGGUUUUCACAACUUGAAGAGGGAACGCUAUUGGGCGCACUGGAAUGAUGCGUUUACCAAGAAAGAUGGAAGUGAUUAAUAAAUAAAGUUUACGCGAUAGUUUUGCCUUUUCAUUUCAAUUAAAGCAGAGCCCACAGCCAAUGCAAUUAGUUAAGCAGUAACUUUAACUUUGGUUUUUGUUAAGAGAUGCAUUGGUUGACAUUGCUGUUCUGCCUGCUAAUGCUGGUGAAGACAGGAGUUCCAAGAGUACGGCAUGUAGUCGCUCAUGAUGGUUUUCAUGAUAUCAACAGGGAGCCAGCAUUGAAGCAGGGCAUACAUCGAGUGAAGCCCAAGCAUUCAUAAUGCCAAUCGCAUGCAAUCUU
Molecule: messenger RNA, 1460 nt
Organism: Drosophila busckii
Lineage: Eukaryota; Metazoa; Arthropoda; Insecta; Diptera; Drosophilidae
Product: skin secretory protein xP2
Exons: 2
Coding region: 179-1177 (332 amino acids)
Source: RefSeq, a predicted model, not a curated record